AUUCAGAGAUUAUAUUACCCGUCGCUGGUUUAAUGUCCUCCAAAUACUGCCGAGCAAUCGGAGGAAUUCGUAGAGCACAACUAUCAUAUCUCAAAAUCAAAACCCCUUUCUCUUGUACUUUCCCAUCUCCCACUCCGCUGCCGCCAGACAGCACGCAUUUAGACCACAACACACCAUUUCAAACAACAUUCGGCCUGUCCAAAACCCACUCAACAAAAUGUCCAUGUCCAUCGAAGACUGCGCAACCGUCCGGGAGGGCUUUCCCCGGCCCUUCCCAGACACCCCGACCAACGUGAUGGAGCAGUUCAAGCUCACCGGCAAGGUCGCGGCCGUGACCGGCGCGGCUGAGGGAAUCGGCGGGGCGGUGGCCGACGCGUACGCAGAGGCCGGUGCCGCCGGCGUCGCGCUCCUGUACAACAGCAACAAGACUGCCGCCGAGGCGCGGGCGGCGGCGCUGGCGAAAGAGCAUGGCGUCAAGACGGCGGCCUACCAGGUUGAUGUAUCUGAUGCUGAGGCGGUACGGUCGACAAUCGCCCAGGUGGCAAAGGACUUUGGGAGGAUAGACAUAUUUGUCGCCAAUGCUGGCAUGUCCAUUUCAAAGCCGAUACUAGAGCAGACUCUGGACGAGUACAAGAAGCAGCUCUCUGUCAAUGUCGACGGCGUCGUCUACUGCGCCAAGUACGCCGGCGAGGUCUUCAAGCGCCAAGGCUCCGGGAACCUCAUCAUCACCGCCAGCAUCAGCGGGCACAUUGUCAACGUCCCCGUCGACCAGCCCGUGUACAACGGCACCAAGGCAUUCGUCACGCAGUUUGGCAAGUCGCUCGCCCGCGAGUGGCGCGACUUUGCGCGCGUCAACAUUGUGUCGCCGGGCUUCUUUGACACCAAGAUGGGCGCGGGGCCGGCGGCGCUGAACGAGGCGUACCGCCUCGCGGUGCUGGGCAGGCAGGGCCACGUCAAGGAGAUCAAGGGCCUGUUUUUGUACCUUUCGAGUGAUGCGUCGACCUAUACUACGGGCAGCGACAUCUUGAUUGAUGGCGGAUAUGUUUUGACGUAG
Molecule: messenger RNA, 1054 nt
Organism: Microdochium trichocladiopsis
Lineage: Eukaryota; Fungi; Ascomycota; Sordariomycetes; Xylariales; Microdochiaceae
Exons: 4
Coding region: 218-1054 (278 amino acids)
Cellular component (GO): intracellular anatomical structure
Molecular function (GO): oxidoreductase activity, acting on NAD(P)H, oxygen as acceptor
Source: RefSeq, a predicted model, not a curated record